CCUGCUAUGGUUUGCAUUGCCAAUGCAUGGACGUAAUGUAACAUCAGAACAAGAUUGAUGCUGUGUCUUUAUCCCUCUUUCAAAUAACAUCGACAAUCAGCAAAAUAUGACAUGACCUUACAUUACAUGUCAACAUCUGCGCCCGCAAACAACGACUUGCAGACAGUCUCUUACAUAUUAGUUAUUACCUUGAAUCUGGUCUCGUGAGCCCCUAGCCCAUUUCUCCACCAUCGAGCGUCGAGCGUCCACCACCCCAUACCCAAAACGAAGCCAUAUCCCGUCAAGCCUGUUAGAGCUGCACAGAAGUUGAAUUACAGGUGGGGUUCAGUGCAACGACUGCACUCAAGCGGGUACAACCGCCAACCCUAGCUGCUAAGUUAGUGGCUAGGCCAUUCCACUAGUUGUCAGUCAUGAUAGCUCAUGAGUGAGACUUUGAACGUUGUUGUCCUACGACACGGCGAGACAUUCCUUUGGAUUCCUUUGGUGUUGACGUUGCUCAUUCUUGUCAGUCAUUGGUCGCUUGUCGCCUGUACGCUUGGGACAUUGUCCUAUCAUUCAUAUGUAUUCUCCGGCAGUUGGUGCUGUUACUAAACGUGACCCUCCAUCAACCCUCGAGAACAGGCUAAUCAUCCUAGUGGCCCUCAACUGCAGCUAUCGAGGGUCCUGGAGAUUGAGACGACAGCAUCUUUAGUCAAACCUCUUAUCAUGCCUGGUUGAACUGGUUCUUGGUAUCAGUAACCUGACCCCUGCUGGUUCCAUCCAACCCUGCCAACCCAAUUACAAGCUCAAAUCCAAAACCAAAGCCCAAAACGAGGAGCCGCUGGCCAUCGGCUAUCGUGUGCACAGGGCACAGGCGUUCUUGAACUAUCCUUGGCUGCGAUAAGCGUCAUGUCCUUCGUCUGUUGGCGCGCCCACUUCCACUAUGGUCCAAGUUGAGCCGCGUGCCAUAUGACCCUGAGCCGAGUCUGCCCUCUUUCUUGUCCGCUUGUUUGCUUCCUCUCAAUUCCUUUUUUUGCACCUCUUCAAACUGUUCGUCGACAGUUGGUGAAACCUCAUCAAUUUGGCCGAGUCUGCAGGACCCUGUCCGCUGUUGCGUUGCAGACCUUGAUUGCAACCAUCCUUCCAACUUUCUAGUUUUUUCUGCAGCCUUCGCCACCCCGACGCUUAACUUGGCGGUCCAGGACGAUUGUUAAGAACCACGGAGUACCUGCUUAGAUCUAAUCAAGCAGCGCAAAACACGACGAGAAGGACAUUCCAAAACAAACGUGAAGUUGGCGGCGAUACACAAUUACAAUGUCUCCGGCGCGGAAUCCUACGAGCUGGGAUGACUACGAAGGGGGAGCUUCACCUCGGGGAAGCGUGACCGACAGCAUGCUUGAGCGCGAACAAGCUCUUGUGGACGACGAAGGCGACGAAACUGGCGACCAAGAAAAUGGUGAAGGAUUUUCGAGGCCGCGAAGGCGGUCUUCCGUCACCUACCAGUUGGCAGCAAUCGCAGACAUUGGUGGUGUAAACAGUUUCCGUUCUUUCGCCAGGAGUUGGCAGCGAGCGGCAGGAUUUCCUGAGGUUAUUCCUCGCCGACCGAGCUUUGUUCUUGCGCCGGAGCAAGACACAGAAGACCUUCAGUAUAGUCGCAGCCAUGUUCAAGGAUCGUCGCAACAACAAUCGGGCCUUUUGCGCCAGCAUCUUGAUGCCUCGUCUUCGCAUGCGAACGGCGAGUCUAGUUCAGCCAUUGAGUCCUCACCGAGGUCAAUGAGGAUCCCCCAUCGUGAUGGCGAGACGAAGCCUCUGCUUGAUGUUGAAGCUGGCUCAUCCCCUGUUGGGUCACCCCGAUCAAGUAUCUUCGCCGUCCCACCUCACCUCGCAGCUCCCGAUAUUGUUGGAAGCUAUGGUUCGUUCCGAGACUCUUCUCCUUUUGGAACUAUGGACAGGAGUUCGCGCCAUCGCAUUUCGUUCAGUGAGGGUAGCGGCUGGGGCGUAGCUGACGAGGAAGAAGAAGAGGGCGAGGGUGCAGCGCAUGGCGAACACCAGCCCAUCCUGGUCAAAGAGGUCAAGCAGGGCAAUAAGGUUGUACUUGCUGUUGAGGGCCAGAGCACUCUUCCUCAGUCCGUCUUCAACUCGAUCAAUGCCCUGAUCGGUGUCGGAUUGCUCAGUCUCCCACUGGCCCUGCAGAUGACAGGUUGGAUCCCUGGCCUACUUCUUCUCACUCUGACAGCGGCUGUUACAUCGUACACCGGCAAGCUGCUGGCCAAGUGCAUGGAUUUUGAUCCCAGUCUCAUUACGUAUUCCGACCUGGCGUAUAUCUCAUUUGGUACCCGAGCGCGAGUGAUUGUUUCUGCCCUUUUCAGUCUUGAGUUGGUAGCAGCCUGUGUCGCUUUGGUGAUUCUCUUUGCCGACUCGCUCAGUCUGUUGCUUCCGGGUCUUGCGAGCGUCAACACAUGGAAGGUUGUGGCUUCUGUCAUGGUCCUGGUCCUGAAUGCAUUGCCUUUGCGCCUAUUGAGUUACACCAGCGUCGUUGGUAUUUUCUCGACCUUCUGCAUUGUCGUGAUUGUCAUUAUUGAUGGCCUGUACAAACCUCACUAUCCUGGUUCACUACGAGAGCCAGCAACAACCUAUCUAUUCCCCGAGAACUGGCUUGCUGUACCUCUUGCCUACGGUCUUCUCGCAAGCCCUUGGGGUGCGCACUCUGUUUUUCCAUCCGUAGGUUAUACCGAUAUCAAGUUGGACACUUGAGCUAAAGCAUUCCAGAUCUAUCGUGACAUGCGUCACCCUUACAAAUGGGGCAAGGCCGUUAAUGUUACCUUUUCCUUCUCUUACGUGGUGGACACAUGCCUGGCUGUAAUUGGUCUCCUAAUGUUUGGCGAUGGUAUCAAGGAUGCUAUCACCUCCAACAUUCUCAAAUCGAAGGGCUAUCCUGACGCUCUGAAGAUCAUCAUGUCAAUCUUCAUUGCUAUCAUUCCUUUGACAAAGAUCCCUCUCAACGCUCGCCCUAUCAUCACGACUUUGGACGUCAUCUGUGGAGUUCACGAUCAACAUCAUCACCAUCAUGACCAGCCUCACAGCCAGCCUACUCGUUCCUCGGUUCUGGUCACAAAGGCAGUACGAGGCCUCGUGCGCGUUUUCGUCGUCAUUCUUUUAUUGUUCAUCUCUAUUGUCUUCCCGGCAUUCGACUCUGUGUGCGCAUUCCUCGGUGCGGCCCUUUGCACACUCAUUUCUAUCAUCCUGCCCAUCUCAUUCUACUUGAAAUUGUUCUGGCAGGAUGUAACAGUGCACGAAAGGAUUGUUUCUGCUAUUCUACUGGUUGUGUUCGCCAUCCUUGGCACAUUGGGAACAAUCUGGACAUUCUUGCCCAAGCAUCUCAUUGGCGCUGACUAGACUGUGUUUGUUUGAGUAUGAAAGGCAUCUACUGGAGUUGUCAAGCAUUUGUGGGUUAUGUCCCAAGGAAUUGAAUCAUCAUUUACGAGAAAGGAGAUAGGACUACGAAUAAUAUGUUACCAAUGAGCUUCCGAGCUCUGUUUGUUCUGGCUUCUUUACCAACUCUUUCUCAUGCAACGUGUGCCUUUGAUCCUCGACCUGUUGUGAGAUACGUAUGAGAUGUUUCACCGCUGUUAACUUCACACACUUACAUCACGCAUGACGGCACCACAGUGUGCAUAUUUAUUUACCCUCAUCUCCUCUUUAUCCGUAUCUUGGCUUGUGUGAGUGGCAGCGUCAUCAGUGAACCUCCUCAUGUUCCUGAUGGUCAGACAAUACUUGAGAACUGAGUCUCUCGAGACGUAAUGAGCAUACCUAACCAUCAUUGUCGAUACAUACUUCCAAGUACAAUCAAGACCACCUUACGAAUGUCUCCUGUCUCUCCUCAGUUCAUCUCUGCAGUUCUUCACCCCGCCGCUGAUCCCCCAACUGCCGCUCCCAUGACAUGCCAUACCCCAGCCCCGACCCCUCUCUCAACUUAUUUCGUCACGCCAUGGCUUCGUUCGCUCUCAUCCAAUCCGACCUUCCGAGAAACGAGAGAAGCGGUAACAAUGGAUAGGAGAAUUGACAAGUCCCGAGGAAACAGGCCGAUCGGGCCGUCCGGGGGUUGCGAGUCGUAUACCUAUUUUAGUUUAGAAAUGUCAUGAGUACUGUACAGACGUUAGUAACUAUUAGUUGAUGGCUUAGAGAGUAGUAAACCUGUCUUGGUUCUGGAGUGUGCAUUGGUAUCGUGCCAUGCUGCAUUUAGCCAAAGUUGUGUAGGUUCAAGAGGCAAAAGCUGGGCAUGACGUCGUGCCUACUGUCAAGUGAGACUGUAUGUCAAUCAGAAGUUGUGUAUAUGGCUCAAUGAAACAUCAGACAACUGAGAAUUGAGGUAAGUCCAGCAGAUGAUAAAUCCAAGUUAGCAGUGUGAAAAGAAACAAAGACUUCAUAUAGACAAAGAUGAACAAAUAGUGUUUGAGUAGGUACUUCUGGUAUUUGCAUUAUUUCUAGAAUAUCCUAUACACAGAAAGCGAGUAAGGCUCUCAUCAUAAUCCAAGCAACGCCCGAAAUAUCUUCGAGUAUCGCGCCAGGGACUCAAGACGGCCAAACUACAUUUGAAGGCUGAUGGGAAUCAAUCCCAUUUACCAACCUCCAACCCACUCAACGUCUCCAAGAUCGGUACGUCGAUCCCGACGCCAGUUCCAAUCUCUGCCCUUGUUCCAGGGACAUUCCUUGCUGUUAGACCGUUCUUUAGCGGCCCCAAAUUUGUGGUGAUAAUUAGAAUGAUCCCAAACGCCCGCUUCAUAAGAUUUGUUGUAUCCAAAACCAAAAUUGUGUCGUCGUGGCUUAGAAAAGUCCACCGACUUAAUAGAAUCCAAAGUAGCAGUUUGACCGCGGCGUCGCUCACCCAAUGCCGCCCACUUGUCCAGAGAACUUCUCGGCUUGCUCAUGGGCGAGUGCGAGUAAUGAGGAGUGAUGGUGAUUUGUUGAGGCUUAGGGGUUGGGGCUUCUUGGAAGAAGAAACCAUCAGCGACCAAGUCAUCAUCCACGUCACCCUUGAUGUCGUGAGUGUGCGACGCCGACUCGGGUUCAGGCUGUACAAUGUCGGUCUUCAUGACCUGUUCCUCCUCCUCCUCCACCUUCUUCUCCUCCUUGCUCUCCUGGCUCCAAGUCCUGGCAUUAAGCUCCUGAAGCAUCUGCCGCUGCUGUUCCAUUUCCUCCUCUUCCUCAUCCUCAUCCCACAUGUCACUCCAGCUCUUAGACACAGUUUCCUGACGUCGACCAAAGACCAUAGACAUAGCUGGCAUAGGCUUGGCCAUGUUGAUUGGAAGGGAGCCAGCAGUUGCCGAAGAUCGGUUGAAUCGAGCAGUGGGCUUGAUGGCAAGAGACUUCAUGGAGGCGCCCAAGUGAGAGUCGUAAACGGACGACAUGGGGGUCUGCAUGUUGGCGGAGCACCAGUCGGUGGUAGUCGCUUCUGACUUAGGGAAGAGAUCCUCGGUGUAACUCUCGUCAUCGGGGAUGACGCUGAGUUGACGGCCAAGAUGAGUGGUACCAUGGAGAGCCUUGGCCCAGGGGAAAGCACCGGUAUCGACGGCGGGAGACUGAAUUGAAGGGGUGCGGAGAGGCUCGCGGUUGGCGGUGGCCACGUUGGGAGACUCGGCACCACAGUACUCAUCAUCAUCCUCGUCAUCGGUGGUGAAAGUGACCACGCGGAGCAGAGCUUCACGGGCACCCUCCAGUGAGCGUCGCCUGGGGUCAAGGUUCAUGCACUGCACGAGGACCUCAUACGUAUCCUGAGACAUGGAGGGGAAGACGUCGAACAAGGACUGCUUGUCCCGAGAGUAGUCGAGGAACAGGGGAUCAGCCUCGGUGGGGGUGGUGAAAGGAUUGCGAGAGAAGAGGAUGUUGAGCAGGCAGAUACCAAUGGCCCAGAUAUCCGCUUCGGCAGGCGAGUAACCGGCGCCGGCCGAGUCGAAUUGUUCAGGAGCCAUGUAACGAUCGCUGCCAACAGUCAUCUCAUAAGACCACUUCUCUGUAGUUGCCAGACCGAAAUCACCGAGCUUCAUGGCACCGUCCUGAGUGAGGAAGAUGUUCUCGGGCUUGAUAUCGCGAUGGUAGACUCCCUUAGAGUGCAUGUAAUCGACAGCAUCGAUGAGCUCGAUCAUGAAUUGGCGAACAUGCUCCGUCUCGAGAGGACCGUGACCCUUUCGGAUUGCUUCGUAAAGAUCGCCCUGACCACAAAACUCGAGGACGAGAUAGAUGUGAGAAUCGGUCUCGAACGAAUCAAUGAGGUUGACGAUGUUUCGGUGGGUUCCAAGGCGGCUGUGGAGGGCCUGUUCCUCCGACUUCUCGUCGAUAGCGAAAUCGGAAUCGGCAUCGGGGCAGGCACUUCUCUUGGUGAGGCACUUGAUAGCAACAGGCUCAUUGGUUACAAGAUCCUGGGCCUUAAACACCAUACCAAAAGAUCCAUGGUUGAGAGGGGAGAUGGUCUGAUAACGUCCUUUGAGAAGGGCACCGCCAACGAACUUGUCCUUGAGGCAUUCCAUGGCGAAAGAAGAAAUAAAAUGUUCAAAAAGAAUAGAAAUAAAAUGGGAAUAGUCGUACAAACGAUUUUUUGGUGUUUGUCAAUAGCCGGGAAUGUAGGAAGUCCGGAGAACGAUGUUGAAGCUCUUGAAAACGCUUGAGCUGAUGCAAGAAAAUUGAUGUUCGCGGUAUAUGAGCAAUGUACAGUGUCGUGAUGAUAAAAGCAGAGUUGAGCAAAUUCGAGUUGUUGAUGGUAAUGUUGUUGUUAUUGUUCGUUGGUAUUCAGAGGCUCAUUUGAGGGUAUUCGAUAGGCUUAACAAAAGAAAUGAUUAUCGAAUUGUCGUGACGGUGAGUUGCGAAGACCGAAGCGGCCGAAGAAGUUGAAGACAAGGAAAAUGAAAUUCGUUAUAAUAACAUGGGUACGUUUUUUUGUAACUUGAAAAAAGAAUGACUCUGACGAUGAGAGGUGAUGAAGCCGACUUGGGACGAGGUCGACCGGAGAAUUGAGUUUUGGUCAAGACCAGGUGAAGGCGUAUUAAUAGAGAGGGAACCGGAUUCGACGAUGCCGAUAAAACGACGUGUCGGACCAGUCAGACUGGCACCGGGGGAUAGGGGAGCGGAGCUCGCCCGGGGCGGAGUUCCUAAUGCUCGGUCGGUAACGGUUGAGUCACACGGGCCAACUAGGCCGAGUUGCGGUGUUGAGUGAGAGACCGGAGAGUAAAACGCAAGUCAAUGAGGAAACCCUCGUCGACUCAAUGCAGCACAAGACGAUCCUUCUAUGUGACGUGUCCGACUGUAUAAGCGCUUUUGAUUGCUGACCGAGGCUCGUGAUAUGCAGCUCAAGGGAUGCGGUAACGGAGCGAUGUAAUAGGAGGUCUAGGCGAACAAGGACUUGGUCUAAUGCAGCGGCAAACAACACAAGUCAAGGACGCUUCUUCUUCUCGUUGUGGAUUGUAUAGCUCAAGCUUUGCGUGAUCGAUUGGUGAUUGAGUGGUUGGCUGUCGAUGAAUCACCGCGAUAAGCGUUGGGAUUGAGUGCUUGCUUCGGGAGAUAAGGUGGCGAUGCGAUGCGAGGCGAGGCGGAUUCGUUCGGUGAGCAGAACGGUGAUUGAUGUGGUGUGAUGUGAGUUGGGAUGGAUUGGAUUAGAUAGGAGUAGACAGAAGAGAUGAGAUAGUGAGAGAAGAGUGGCAAGCUCGAGAAGAAAGAAGGCCUUUGAAGAUGCGGAAAGCGUACAAAUGAAGGGAAAGAGAGGUGGAGAGACGAUGAUAAGAAAGCAGGGGAAAGAAGACAAGAGAAGAGAGAGGGUGAGUUAGAAGGGAAAGGCGGUGAUGGAACCAAGUGGAGAGGGAUGGAUGGUGGAUGGGCCAUGGGAUAAGACAGGAUAGGUUGGAUUAGUGAGGGUGAAUGAUUGUUCAUACUGUUUGAUACACCCAUUUCCAAGGCGGACCCCUUCCAAGGCAGGCGAGACAGCGAGUGAGGGCCAGGUCUAGAAUUGACGGGGGGGGUACUUGGAGUUUCCUGCAGCUGCAGCUCCACCUGCCCAGGCCCCAGGAUUAGAGGGCCGGG
Molecule: messenger RNA, 8046 nt
Organism: Fusarium odoratissimum NRRL 54006
Lineage: Eukaryota; Fungi; Ascomycota; Sordariomycetes; Hypocreales; Nectriaceae
Exons: 4
Coding region: 1294-2733 (479 amino acids)
Biological process (GO): amino acid transmembrane transport
Cellular component (GO): vacuolar membrane
Molecular function (GO): amino acid transmembrane transporter activity
Source: RefSeq, a predicted model, not a curated record